Molecule: messenger RNA, 1892 nt
Organism: Lotus japonicus
Lineage: Eukaryota; Viridiplantae; Streptophyta; Magnoliopsida; Fabales; Fabaceae
Product: alanine--glyoxylate aminotransferase 2 homolog 1, mitochondrial
Exons: 9
Coding region: 258-1700 (480 amino acids)
Biological process (GO): glyoxylate catabolic process
Cellular component (GO): mitochondrion
Molecular function (GO): L-alanine:glyoxylate transaminase activity; pyridoxal phosphate binding
Source: RefSeq, a predicted model, not a curated record
AAAAAGUCAUCAUCUUCAUCCUCUGAUUCCGAUCCUUGUCAAGAAACUCAUCAACAAUCCCAUUUCUAAUAAAGAAAAAACAAAUUAAUAUCAGCAUUUCCAUUUUCAUUUCAACAUUAAAUGGUGCCAGCAAACAUGGAAAAACAUCAUCAAACAAAUCAAACGUUUCUUGCUUGCUUCACGUGCCACCUUCCCUAUAUAAUAAACCCAAUCUCCCUCUUCACUUCAGAAAUCAGAACCCAAUCAAUCACUCACUCAUGGCUGCGAUGAUGCUCAAGAGAACCAUCUCAUUCGCAACCUCCAAGGUUACUCACUCCCAUUUCCGUGCAUGCAGCAGCUUUUCCUCCUCCGCCGCCACCGCCGGAAACCCCGCUCCGGCGCCGCCGCAGCUGCCGCCGUUUGACUACCAACCGCGUCCGUAUAAUGGGCCACUCGUCGAUGAAGUCCUCGCCAAGCGGCAAAAGUUUCUCGGUCCCUCCCUGUUCUACUAUUAUCAGAAGCCUCUGAAUCUUGUGGAGGGGAAGAUGCAAUUUCUUUAUGAUGAUACUGGGAGGCGUUACCUUGAUGCUUUUGCUGGGAUAGUUACUGUUUCAUGUGGACAUUGCCAUCCUGAAGUUGUGAAUGCUAUCAUAGAGCAGAGUAAACUUUUGCAGCAUACUACAACCAUUUACCUGAACCAUGCUAUUGGUGAUUUUGCUGAAGAAUUGGCAUCUAAAAUGCCUGGAAACCUUAAGGUUGUUUACUUUGUAAAUUCUGGUUCAGAAGCAAAUGAGUUAGCAAUGCUUAUGGCUCGAUUAUAUACUGGUAAUCUUGGUAUGAUUUCUUUAAGGAAUGCAUAUCAUGGUGGGAGUUCAGGUACCAUUGGCCUGACUGCUUUGAACACAUGGAAAUACCCAAUACCAGAGGGAGAAAUUCAACAUGUUAUUAAUCCAGAUCCAUACCGUGGAGUCUUUGGUGCAGAUGCUAAUAGUUAUGCCAGAGAGGUCCAAGAUCAUAUUGAUUAUGGAACUUCAGGAAAAGUUGCUGGAUUUAUAGCUGAAACAAUUCAGGGAGUUGGAGGAGCAGUGGAACUGGCACCUGGGUACUUGAAACUUGUUUAUGAUAUUGUACACAAGGCUGGUGGUGUCACCAUUGCAGAUGAAGUACAAACUGCGUUUGGCCGCACAGGAAGCCAUUAUUGGGGAUUUGAGACACAGGGUGUCAUUCCUGAUAUAGUUACAAUGGCAAAGGGUAUUGGCAAUGGUUUGCCGAUGGGAGCUGUAGUUACAACUCCAGAAAUAGCAAGUGUGAUGGCCCAGAAGGUUCAGUUGAACACAUUUGGUGGGAAUCCUGUAUGUUCUGCCGGAGGGCUCGCAGUGCUGAGGGUUCUUGAUAAGGAGAAGUGCCAGGCUCAUUGCGCUGAUGUUGGUUCUCACAUGCUCGAGCGUUUGAGAUCACUUCAGCAAAGAUAUGAUAUCAUUGGUGAUGUGAGAGGAAGAGGCUUGAUGGUCGGGGUAGAGUUUGUAACUGAUCAAAAGGAGAAGACUCCUGCAAAGGCUGAAACUAAUGUUUUGCAUGAAAAACUUAGAGAGCUCGGUGUCCUGGUUGGGAAAGGAGGAAUGCAUGGAAAUGUUUUCAGGAUUAAGCCACCAAUGUGUUUCACCAAAGAUGAUGCAGAUUUUCUUGUGGAUGCUUUGGACUAUUCUUUAUCAAAGUUGUGAGAUGACUCUUCAAAAUGGGGGCAAGUUGCUGCUGUAACAGCUCUUACAAGUUAUAUAUUUCAGUUUCACAUAUGUUGGAUAAUGAAAUGUUCACCCAAGGGGGUUUUCCUUUCUGAUUUGGAUAUUUUAAGUUGACCUUGGAUUCGUGUGAACAAAAUUGCGUGUUUCAUGGCAUUAAAGAGUUUGCAUUCA